This is a messenger RNA of Helianthus annuus (common sunflower), 927 nucleotides long. RefSeq lists its product as uncharacterized. The transcript has a single exon. Bases 1 to 927 code for a protein of 308 amino acids. Lineage: Eukaryota; Viridiplantae; Streptophyta; Magnoliopsida; Asterales; Asteraceae. The record is from RefSeq and is a predicted model, not a curated record.
AUGGAAAACAUUGUUGGUUUGUUGUCUAAAGUCCUGUUAAGGGGAAAAAAGAUUCAUUAUUUUUUUAAAGGUAUUGUGGGGAAUGGGAGUAAUAUUAGGUUCUGGAUAGAUCAUUGGGUUGGGGAUGGUCCGUUAAUGGAUUUAUGGCCCUCGUUGUUUUCCUUGGAAACUGAUAAAAGCUGUCGGGUUAACGAUCGGAUCUCUGUUUCGGGUGGGUUGAUCUCGGUGAAGUGGGAUUGGUUAAGGCAACCGAGUUCCUUGGGGGAGGUUGCGGAGUUGCAAGGCUGCUCGGUUUUAUUGGAGGGUCUGCACAUGUCAGACUCGAGAGACAAGUGGAGAUGGACUCCGUGUGCCUCAGGUAUAUAUUCGACUCAAUCGUUCAAAGCCUUGUCUAUAGAUCCGGAGCUGCCACGUUGCUUUUUCUCGGUCAAAGGAAGUAGGUGGGUUCCGACUAAGUGCAACAUUCUCGUAUGGAGGGCGGCUUUAGACCGGCUUCCGACUAAGCAAGCGUUAUUAAGAAGAAACAUAUCGGUGGGUUCGGGGUUAUGCGGUUUAUGUAGUGAAGCUACGGAAUCGGUGGAUCAUCUUUUUACGGGCUGCCUCCCGGCCAUUCGUCUUUGGAGCAAGUUUAGCGCAUGGGUCAGGUUACAUCCUUUCUUUGCUUUCUCUUUUCAGGAUAUUGUGGAUAUGCAUAAAAAUUGGAACGGCAAUAAAGAUUCGAAAGAGAUAGUCAAAGGUUUGAUCAUAAUCACGUGUUGGUGUAUAUGGAAAGCGAGAAAUUUAGUGACUUUCGACAACGGGAGCAGUAAUGAAGAUGACAUUUUUAGGGAGGUUAAAACGCUUAGUUUCUUUUGGUUAAAAAAUAGAUCCUCCCAUGGCAAUCUGGAGUGGGGAGAAUGGUGUAAAUUUCCUUUGUACAUGAUGUAA